This is a messenger RNA of Pyricularia pennisetigena, 2301 nucleotides long. RefSeq lists its product as uncharacterized. The coding region runs from base 1 to 2301 and encodes 766 amino acids. The transcript has a single exon. NCBI's taxonomy places the organism in Eukaryota, Fungi, Ascomycota, Sordariomycetes, Magnaporthales, Pyriculariaceae. The record is from RefSeq and is a predicted model, not a curated record.
AUGGACAGCAUGGAGGAGUUCGGUGCGGCUGCGGGGCACCAAGACCCGCGGCGCACGUUGCUAGUAGUCUACAUUCAUGGCUUCAUGGGCAACGACACUUCGUUCCAGCGCUUCCCGGCCCACAUGCACGAGUUCCUGCGCGAGUCGCUCGCUGAAACCCACGCCGUUCACACAAAGAUAUAUCCGCGCUAUAAGACGUACCGCACCAUCGACGUCGCCACCGAGAACUUUAGCCGCUGGCUCUCGCCCCACGAAAGUUCGACCACCGAUGUCGUCCUGGUCGGCCACUCGAUGGGCGGCCUGCUGGCUGCUGAUGUCGUUUUGCUGCCGGCGGCGGGGGACCAGGGCGGUGGACGGGGCCGUCGUAGACAUAGGAUCCUCGGUACGGUCUCUCUGGAUUCGCCAUUUCUGGGCCUGCACCCGGGCAUCAUCACCGCGGGCAUCGCGAGCCUGUUUAGGAAGUCACCUGAGCCGCCCGGUAAAGACGCCUGGGCGGAGGCCGACCAGCGCGGCCGGCUAGGAGCAGUGCCAUCCACUCCGAACUUCCCGGCCCUCAGCCCGUCGUCCAGCCUGUCGCCGGAGCCAUCGCUGCACGGCGACCUGAGCGAGCUGAGCCCGGCGCCAUCAGGAGCAAGCUCGUCCACAGGAGCUUCUUAUUUCCAGUCCAACGCGAGCCAAGGCACCGUCGGUAGCAGCAGCAGUAGCGGCAAGCAGAACGCGCCGCCGUCGGCCCUCGACAGCAUCAUCAGCAUCGGCAGGUCGGCCACGGCCGUGGGCAAGUCGGAUCCGCACUACAACCCCCCGUUUUUCAACGACGUCCAGUUUAAGGACCGCGGCUUCCUCCGAAAUGUGUGGCAUUUUGCCCAAAAGCGCAAGCUCGAGGGCGAGAAUCUCAUCGACGCGGCGACCGAUCACAUAGUGCGGCACCUGCAGUUCGGGAAGUGCCUCGCGGACCUGAAGGGUCUGCAUGCCAGGUACGAUGCCAUUCGAGCGCUGGAGGACGAGAGCAUGGAGAGGAGAGUCAGGUUUGUGAAUUAUUACACAGCGUCGACGGGGAGACUCAAGGAGCCCAAGGAGCAAAAGGACGGGUCUAAGUCGCCGCUUGAGAGGUCGCACUCAAGGGAGAACUCGACAACCAGUCUGGAAGCCAACAGGGCGACGUUGGAUGCGGCUACAUGUGGUCUUACGACUACGGAUGGUCUUUUGGACGUGCCGGAAAGAGCGUCAGACUCGUCACAGCUCACGACGCCUAGAAUAUCAAUCAAGCAUCACGGAGAUUCUCUCAACUCCAAUACCUCUGGAGUCAACGGUGCUAGCACCAGCAAGGCGCAGGAAGCCGGGGAUAACAGAGAGGCGAACGGGUCCUCUGCAUCAAAUACAGAUUUGCCACAUGAGCAGACCGACCCAGAGACACCACCGCCAGAAUAUGAAUCUGGCACAAAUACACCAGAGCUCAGAUCUAUCUCGCCGAAUCCAGAAGCAGAAGAAGCACCGCCGCCACUUCCACAAAGACCAACCCCGAAUACAGAAGGCGAGACGUCCUCAGAUAAACCAGAUGAUGACAGUAACAUUCCGCCAGCGCCCCAGGAGCCGCAAAGGUUGAACAUCCCCGAGGACGCGAAGCCCGAAGAACGCAAGCGUCUGGAGAAGGAGUAUAAGCAGGCCUUGAAGAAGUACGAGCAAGACGUCAAGGCGCGGAUCAAGGCGAUCAAGGAACGGGACAAGGCUCUCGAGAAGGAGAGGUCCAAGAAGGACAAGGAGAAGCAGAAGCGAGAAAAGGAGGAGCAGAAGAGGCUACAGCAGCAGGAGAAAAAGCGGGAGAAGGAGGCCAAGGAAAAAGCAAAGCAGAAGGAGAAGGAGCAAGGGCAAAGCCAGGCUAGCGGGGGUGGAGAGGUGGCGGCGGGUGAUACUCACCACGAAGACAACAACGGGAACGACACGACCACCACCCACGAUAUCGUGCUCCGGCAAGCAGCCGACGCCAUAGUUGCCGGCAACCAGCACCAUAAGCAGGCGGACGUCGACAGAGCCGUGUUGGCGGGCAGCAGCAACAACACGAACAAGGAGGAGAAGAAGCCCAAGAAACUGCGCAAGUUCUGCAUGCUCCCGAGGAAAAAGAGUGACGGCAGCAGAGACAGCUGCUGGAUAGACGUGUACAUGGAGGGCAUGGACGAGGUCGGCGCACACUGCGGUCUCUUCUUCCCCGGGCCGCAGUACGAGACGCUCAUCGGGGACGUGGGCAUGCGGAUCCAGGGGUGGGUGCACGAAGAUGCCUCGAGGCGGGCGAUUUUGGAAGUUUGA